AUCAGGAGCCCACGCUGAUUGAACCAUCUGAAGGGCAGUGGACGUUAUAUUACUUUUUAACCAUUGUGUAAAGAAAGCUUUUUCACAAUCGAUAAAGCGGGGGCAGAACGCUCAACUGUGUGUGGACAAUUACACUCUGGGUGCAAGUCGCGGUUGAGAUGAAGCUUAAUUUCCUCAGUUUCCUCUUGGCUAUCGCCCUCCUGGAGAAUGGUGCCUCGGCUCUUCAGAGCGGCCAGGUUUUGUCUGUGGUACCAGAGUCUUCCAAAGAAGUUAAAACGCUCCAGAACUUGACAACAGCAUUUGAGGUUUUUCUCUGGCAACCAGUUGCUGCAGAAUUCAUUACGGAAAGCAAAGAGGUCCAUUUCUUUGUCAAUCAGUCAGAUAUCAAGGAGAUAAAGGAUCUUUUAAAUCGGUCAAAGAUCUCAUUCAGAGUCUUGGUGGACAAUGUCCAAGAUCUUAUUGAAAAGCAGACACACAGAGGCCCAGCUCAUCCCCGGAGCUCUUCAUCAUACUAUGAGCAGUAUCACAAUCUGAGCGAGAUUUAUGAGUGGAUGGGAGACAUGACUGAGAAGUACCCCGAUAUGCUUGAGCAAAUACAGAUUGGAUCCUCUUAUGAGAAACGUCCACUUUAUAUUUUGAAGCUUUCUGGGAAGGAAAGGACAGCAACAAAUGCCAUAUGGAUUGACUGUGGCAUUCAUGCUAGAGAAUGGGUCUCGCCUGCGUUCUGUCUGUGGUUUGUAGGCUAUGCUACCCAGUUCUACGGGAAAGGAAAGGCGAUUACCCAGCUUCUAAAAAGCAGCAACUUCUAUAUUAUGCCAGUGCUGAACGUGGAUGGCUAUGAAUACUCCUGGGCAACGAAUCGGAUGUGGAGAAAGAAUCGUUCUUUGCAUAAGAACAACCGGUGUGUUGGGACAGACAUGAACAGGAACUUUGCUUCAAAAAACUGGUGUGAGGAAGGUGCAUCCCAAAAUUCAUGUCAAGAAAUUUACUGUGGUCCUUACCCAGAGUCUGAACCUGAAGUUAAGGCAGUGGCAAGUUUUUUAAGAAGCAAUAUGAACCACAUUAAAGCAUAUAUAAGCAUGCAUUCUUACUCUCAGAUGGUGCUGUUUCCAUAUGCCUAUACCAAACGCAAAAGCAAAGAUCAUACGGAACUGUCUAAACUGGCAGGCCAAGUAGCUCAUACUAUUCAAAAAAAUAGUAAGAAUAUUAAUUACCGGCAUGGCCCUAGUGCAGAAAUAAUCUACUUAGCUCCUGGAGGUUCAGAUGACUGGGCUUAUGAUGCAGGCAUCAAAUAUUCUUUUACUAUUGAACUUCGAGAUACCGGCAGAUAUGGAUUCUUGCUUCCACAGAGGUUCAUUAAGCCAACUUGCAUUGAUGCAUUGUCUGCUGUGUACACAAUAGUCUCCCAUGCCACCAGAGGGAUGUAAUAAGUUCUAGUUUAAAGUCAGUGUUUCCAUGUUUUAACAGUGAUAGCUGGCACACACUGAUGGUAGGGAUUUUGCCUAGCUUUGGUUUUUUUUUUCCUCUUUAAAAUUCGUUUGGAGAAAAGGACCAACUGCCCUUUUUGGGCUUCCCCAUGAGCUAUAUUCAGGAUAAAUCCUAUUUUUUGAAUGAGAUAAAUACUUCAUCUUUCUCCUGGCUAGACUAUGUAAUUUUUUUCCGCCUCGAUAAAGACAAAAGGCCAAUUUCUCCCUCUAUGCAAUACGUGGUUUCAUUUCCCAUCACAAUUUCAAUAAUGAAAGUAGCAGUUAGUGUACUUAGAAUGGAUUUGGUUGAUGAAAUUUAUAUUGUGAAAAACAAUAAAACUGCUGACUCAAUGAA
Molecule: messenger RNA, 1821 nt
Organism: Tachyglossus aculeatus (Australian echidna)
Lineage: Eukaryota; Metazoa; Chordata; Mammalia; Monotremata; Tachyglossidae
Gene: CPB2
Product: carboxypeptidase B2
Exons: 11
Coding region: 159-1427 (422 amino acids)
Biological process (GO): proteolysis; fibrinolysis
Molecular function (GO): metallocarboxypeptidase activity; zinc ion binding
Source: RefSeq, a predicted model, not a curated record